CCGCUGCCCUCAGGCCCCGGCCCCGCCAUGUCGGAGCGGCUGGCCAAGCCCUCCUGCCUCAUCGUCGCCAGCGCCGCCACCGCGGGUGUUUCAGCCCAGUCGUUCCUUCACUGCUUUACUCUGGCCAGCUCUGCCUUUAACCUGCAAGUGGCAACACCUGGGGGGAAGCCCAUUGACUUUGUGGAUGUGAACGAGGGCAACACGCGCUGGAUCCAGGACUUCCGCAUGAAAUCCUACGCCAGCCCCGCCAAGCUGGAGUCCAUCGAUGGGGCUCGGUACCACGCCCUGCUGAUCCCAAACUGCCCCGGGGCUGUGACUGACCUGGCCAACAGCGGCUACCUGGCCAAGAUCCUGCAGCACUUCAGCACUGAGAGCAAGCCUAUCUGUGCUGUGGGGCAGGGAGUGGCAGCUUUGUGUUGUGCCACCAAUGAGGAUAAAUCCUGGGUUUUCCAGGGAUACAGCCUGACAGGGCCCUCUGUGUACGAGCUGGUGAGGCAGCCCAAUUUCGCCAGUUUGUCCAUUAUUGUGGAGGAUUUUGUGAAGGAUUCUGGAGCUACAUUCAGUGCCAGCAGCCCAGAUGCUGUCCAUGUGGUGCUGGACAGGCACCUGGUGACAGGACAGAAUGAGAAUUCCACCCUUCCUGCUGUCCAGAACCUCCUGAUUCUUUGCAAUGUCAGCAGGAAAUGAAGGGGAAGGUCUGUUUGCAAAGAGGAUGGAUGAAGAGCCAGCAGGCUGAGGAUUUCCAUGGCUGUGACCUGGAUGAAGACCCCUCUGAACCCCUGUCCUGGACUCUGAAGUGACUGUGGCAGUGCCAGGUUCUGUGUGGAUGGAAUGGAUGGAGGUUGUCAGAAGCAGCUGGGACACUCCCUUAUAUUUUUGCUGCUCCAUUUCCUCACUGCUUCUCUAGACCCUCAGUUUACAGAUGUGGGGAGCCAUCUCCUCAAAACCCCCCAAAAGUUGGUGCUGUGCAUACAAAUUGCUGAAGCUGUGCUGGUGCACAGCGUGCCCUUGUUUUCUUCCUGUUCACAUGGCUGGAAUUGUGUUCAGAAAGUUUGCUCAGCUUUUUUUUUUAACGUGGUCCUACAAUUGUUUAUUUGUUCUCCUUUGUGCUGCUUAUGUUGUGGGUUUUGUUCUCUUGGAAAUACUCCUCUCUGGGAGCACAUUGCUGCUGUCUCUUGCUGGAAUUUUGUGGACUGGGGCACUGAAAAUGCAGGUGGUUAAUGUGGGUCCCAUCUGAGGACCCAGCUGUGGGGUGGAGUCUGGGCUUCUCCUUCCUUCUGAGCUGCAGGUGUGGCUUGAGGCUGAGCAUGGGAAGGAAUAACCAGACUGAGAUUUUUUUUUUUAAUUGUUGCAGGCUCAAACAUACAAAAUUAUUGGAAAGUAGAUAAAUUAACUUUUAGAUAAUUGAUUUUCCUUCCCUCUUGGAAUUGUGGGCAGCAUUUCUCCAGUGCCCUAAAGAAAUGGGGCUGCAUUUUUGUUUUCUUACCAGGAUAUUACAAUAUUUUGGUUCUAACAAAUCAUCAAGUCAGGAAAUUUUCUCUUUUCUGUGUGAAUCCAUAUUUUUUAGCUCUGUCUCAAGAAUUCAGUGUGAUUUGAAAAGACAGACUGCUGUGGGCUUUGCUGGGUCUUCUGCUGUUGCAUUCUGGAGCCCAGCUCACAGAACCUUGGCAUCGAUGGAAAUGAAAACCAGAAUUUGAAAUGAAAAUUGUGCUUUGAUAGAUAUUAAAUGAUCAAUCAGCUUUGAUAAUUUAAAUCUUCAUUCCUGCCAAGCCAUCUUGGGGAUUUGAUGUUGACACCAUCAGGAAAUACUUUCAGUCUGGAAAGCCACAUCUUGUUUGUGAGGUGGGAGACUGUAUUUCCUUAGGGUCUUUGUUUCCAUGGGAUUUUGCCAAAAUUGCUACAUCUUUUCUCUGCUUACCUGUAAAAAUAGAACAUUGGUGUCUA
Messenger RNA from Melospiza melodia melodia, 1944 nucleotides. It is a transcript of the gene GATD1, whose product is annotated as glutamine amidotransferase class 1 domain containing 1. Gene Ontology annotation, cellular component: cytoplasm. The record is from RefSeq and is a predicted model, not a curated record. Lineage: Eukaryota; Metazoa; Chordata; Aves; Passeriformes; Passerellidae. Gene Ontology annotation, molecular function: glyoxalase III activity. Bases 28 to 687 code for a protein of 219 amino acids. The transcript has 8 exons.